ACACUUCAUCUCUCUAUCCCUCGGCCAUCAUUAGAGCAAGCAAGAAACCUAGCUAGGGAGUUACUAGCCACGCAAUUACAUAUAACUAAGAAAGGUGUGCCAGUGGUGAUAUAUAUCAACACCGACCCCAGACAUAUUAGAUCAAAUAUCACAAAGAACAUGGAGACUCUAACCGUGAAUGGUGGCGUGAUCAUGGUGAAGAAGGUCCCUCCCGUGUUCGUGACCCCGGAGUCGGAGACUCCUGGGGGCUUCUACUUCUUGUCGAGCCUGGACCAGGCCAUCCCGUUCCUGAUGCAGACAAUCUAUGUCUUCAGGGCCAGCAGCGAGACUGUGGCUGACGUCCUCCAGCAGUCCCUCGCCAAGGCUCUCGUCCAUUUCUACCCGCUCACAGGUGCCAUGACCUUGGAUUCUGAGGGCCGCUUCGUGGUUGACUGCUCCAAGAAGUCCGUGGCAUUCGUGGAGGCGGUCGCCAACUGCACGAUCGACAUGAUUGGUGACCUCCGCGUGCCUGACCCAGACAUAACGAGGAAGCUCGUCUAUAUGGACCCCAAUGUCAAGAGCUUUUUGGACCUUCCCCUGCUCACAGCUCAGGUGACCAAAUUCAGAUGCGGAGGAUUCACACUAGGUCUUUCAAUAAGCCACACCGUGGCGGAUGGAGUGUCGGCGAUGGCAUUCGUCAACUCAUGGGCCGAGAUAGCCCGAGGCGGCUCCCCGGCUGCCCCUUGCCAUGACCGCAGAUACCUCCGGGCUAGGGUCCCACCGAUCUUGAGGGGCCCUUACGAUGACUUUGUCCAGAUCGCCGACAUGUCGGACAUGAAGUCACUGUAUGAGAAGGAGAGGAACAUAAGCCGGAUGUUCACCUUCAGCCCGGAGAAGAUUGAAGCUAUCAAGCAGGCAGCCUUAGCUGAUGGGAGGCUGCAGGGCUGCAGCACCUUCUCAGCCGUCACAGCUGUGGUGUGGCGGGCUCGAAGCCAGGUGCUGAACAUGAAGCCCGCACAGCUCACCAAACUGAGGAUCCUCGUCGACAUUCGGUCCAAGUUCAAGGACCCACUCCCGAGCAAUUACUUCGGGAGCCUGGUCACCAGCACAUGCUGCCUCACCACGGCUGGCGAGCUGAUGGAGCGGCCCAUCUCAUGCACAGUGGAGCAGAUCCGGAAAGCAUGCCAGCUAGUGGACGAGGAGUAUGUUCGGUCGAGGAUCGACUACAUUGAUGUGUACAGGCCACCACUGGCCUCGGUGGGGACGCUCGUGAUAAGCUCAUGGACUCGCCUGUCAUUCGGUUCCACUGACUUCGGAUGGGGUGACCCCACCCAAUUCGGGUGCGGUGACCUGGCAAGGGAGCUGUGCGUGUUCCUCCCGGAGGGAGAGGGCAAGAAGGGCACUGUGGUCGUGAUGGCCCUUCCAGAGUCGGCCAUGACCGCCUUCCAGGAGCUGGUCGAUCAAAUGUAGAGAUCUCCGCGCGGCCGCUUCCAGGGAAUACUUUAUCAGAAUAGAAGGUUCAUAAAGAUGGCGGAGAAGAACAUGAAUAAGUUCAGCUAAUUUUGGACCGUUUCUUGACAGCAUUUAUUUUUACUAUUCCAUUGAUUAAUAUCAACAAUAAUAUAUAUUGGAAAUUUAUGUAUUAAUUGAUGAAAAUUAAUAUACAUGUUUGAUGGAGA
Messenger RNA from Punica granatum (pomegranate), 1658 nucleotides. Lineage: Eukaryota; Viridiplantae; Streptophyta; Magnoliopsida; Myrtales; Lythraceae. The record is from RefSeq and is a predicted model, not a curated record.